This is a messenger RNA of Sphaerodactylus townsendi, 983 nucleotides long. RefSeq names its product urokinase plasminogen activator surface receptor-like. The record is from RefSeq and is a predicted model, not a curated record. The transcript has 7 exons. The coding region runs from base 1 to 954 and encodes 317 amino acids. Lineage: Eukaryota; Metazoa; Chordata; Lepidosauria; Squamata; Sphaerodactylidae.
AUGAAGAUUGGGGUGUCCCUUGCGCUCCUGCAAUUCUGGAUUGUUGUGGCCAGCUGCUUGAAAUGUCACAAAUGCCUGAACAGGCAAGGACGCUGCUCCUCGGAUAAUGAGUUGGAAGUCUGCAAGACCACUCAAGAUUCGUGUUUCCUUGAGAUCAAGUGGUUCAUUGGAUUGAACGCAGACAUAGUGAAACAGGGCUGCGGUAGUUCAAACUACUGCCGUCGUUAUCCUGGAGGAUAUAAAGGUUUCUUGUUCCGAAGGAUGUAUUGUUGCUCCACAGAUCUCUGCUUACCUGUGAACCAUAUUGCUCCCAUCAGUAACACUCAGGAGGCCAAUGGUAUGGAAUGUUACAGCUGCUAUGAUCGUGGUACCGGGGAGUGUGCCCAAGGGAAUGCCACCCGGGUCCCAUGCGUGGGUGACAUGAACCGGUGUAUGGAUUUUUCAGUGAUUGAUGGUGCCCAGAAAAUAACCUACCGGACGUGUGCCCUGGAGACACUGUGCAGCCAGCAAUAUGUGGUCCCGCAGCUCUCAGGCAGGGUGGAGAUCAGCUGUUGUUCAACCCCUUUGUGCAAUGAUGGCCGGCCCGGGAUCAAGAGCAUCUGUAGCCACUUUUCAGAACAAGGGGUCAAGCGAAAAAACGAGAAUGGGUUGGAAUGUGCCAGCUGCUGCGAUCUGGGAAAUGGCGAAUGUGACUCAGGAAACUGGACUCAUGUCAAGUGUGUUGGAAACCAGAACAAGUGUGUGAAUGUCACAGAUGGUGGCCAGACGCUGUUGCGCGGCUGCAGCUUGGAGAAGCUGUGCUGGGAGAAGCCACAGUUGCUAGGACUGAGCCAGAACGCCUCCAUCCAAUGCUGCUCUGGUUCCCUUUGCAAUGGCAGCGUGGUUCCAGCCGGAGGCGCCACACUGAUAUACCUGCUGCUGUUGGGCGCCCUGCUCAUUGUGCAGCUGCUCUGAUGUACACACGAGGAUGUGCAGCCUCCAAG